Messenger RNA from Liolophura sinensis, 2419 nucleotides. RefSeq names its product deleted in malignant brain tumors 1 protein-like. The transcript has 16 exons. The record is from RefSeq and is a predicted model, not a curated record. The coding region runs from base 79 to 2073 and encodes 664 amino acids. Lineage: Eukaryota; Metazoa; Mollusca; Polyplacophora; Chitonida; Chitonidae. Gene Ontology annotation, cellular component: membrane.
UUUUUUGUUUGUCGGGGCCCAGUCUUGUACUCGCUGUGUUAACCUUCAUUAGCACGCAAGGUGGUGAAACAAUUGAGAAUGACGGUUAGGUGUGCAAAUCUUGACCGUUGGACGUGCGUAGUAGCGGUGAUGGUAACGUUGCUUACUGCACCAGUCAUAGGAUCUACUCGAACACGAUUGACUAAAGGUAACAGAGCACUUCAGCUUUACUCAGGGCGUUUAGAAGUCUUCUACAAUAACAAGUGGGGAACAGUGUGUGACGACAAGUUCAAUGAACGCACCGCCGGUGUUAUUUGCCGCACUCUAGGCUUCAGCUUUGGGUAUUUUGUUACAAGUCGUGUAUUUGGAGCCGGGAGUGGACAGAUUUGGCUAGAUGACGUUGUUUGUGUAGGAUGGGAGACUGAUAUAUCCCAGUGUUCCCAUAACGCUUGGGGAGUACAUAACUGUCAACAUAACGAGGACGUUGGACUUGUCUGCGAAAGGAUUCCAGGAAAGUACUCUGGACCUCCCUUUAGGCUAAGUAGUGGGUUUGGAAAUAAAGAAAGUCUAAGGGGACGUCUGGAAGUGCUCUACAACAACAUAUGGGGAACAGUUUGUGACGACUCAUUCACUCUCAACACUGCCAGAGUGAUUUGCAGUCUCCUUGGUUUCAGUUCUGGUUAUCAAGUGGUGAAUUCCAGAUUUGGAGCCGGAAGUGGGCAAAUUUGGCUUGAUGACGUUGUUUGCUCCGGAGGGGAAACUGAUAUAUCCCAGUGUUCCCAUAACGCAUGGGGAGUAAAUAACUGUCACCAUAACGAGGACGUUGGGCUUGUCUGCUUUAAUACUGUAGAAACCCCCUUAAAGCUAGUUAAUGGGUUUGGAAAUAAUGAAAGUCUAACUGGACGUCUGGAAGUGUUCUACAACAACAUAUGGGGAACAGUUUGUGACGACUCAUUCACUCUCAACACUGCCAGAGUGAUUUGCAGUCUCCUUGGUUUCAGUUCUGGUUAUCAAGUGGUGAAUUCCAGAUUUGGAGCCGGAAGUGGGCAAAUUUGGCUUGAUGACGUUGUUUGCUCCGGAGGGGAAACUGAUAUAUCCCAGUGUUCCCAUAACGCAUGGGGAGUAAAUAACUGCCACCAUAACGAGGACGUUGGGCUUGUCUGCUUGAAUACUCUAGAAACCCCCUUAAAGCUAGUUAAUGGGUUUGGAAAUAAUGAAAGUCUAAGUGGACGUCUGGAAGUGUUCUACAACAACUUGUGGGGAACAGUUUGUGAUGACUCAUUCACUCCCAACACAGUCAGAGUGAUUUGCAGUCUUCUUGGUUUUAGCUCUGGUUAUCAAGUGGUGAAUUCCAGAUUUGGAGCCGGAAGUGGGCAGAUGUGGCUGGAUGACGUUGUUUGCUCCGGAGGGGAAACUGAUAUAUCCCAGUGUUCCCAUAACGCAUGGGGAGUAAAUAACUGUCAACACACCGAGGACGUUGGGCUUGUCUGCUUGAAUACUCCAGCGGAUAUCUCUUCGCCUGCCAUGACUACCCGGAUACAGGACAAAACGCAGACACCAACUGAAUUAUUGUCAACUUCAACGGAUAUCUCUUCGCCUGCCAUGACUACCCGGAUACAGGACAAAACGCAGACACCAACUGAAUUAUUGUCAACUUCAACGGGUAUCUCUCUGACUACCAUGACUACCCAGAUAUCAGACAAAACGCAGGCAUCAAGUAAAUUCUCGUCAAUUUCAUACGAACAUUCCACAAAUACCCCAGUGCUGUGCAAAAUACAAACGUCAGAUUCAAAUGCCGAAUCGAAAGGACUGGACAAUCGAGCCCUAAUCGUUGGUGUGGCUGUAGGAGUUGGCGAAGCUAUCAUUGGCAUAGUUAUCGUGGUAAUUGUUGUUAUUGUUCGGCGGUGUCGGCAUUCUCAGAGGGGUGCCCAUAAUGAAUCUGGUGCAAGAGAUGAGCACUUUUACGAGAAUGAAGUCUUUGUAGUUCAAAACAGAGGACGUAACCGCCCCUGUCGGGAAGUUGCCCCAGAAACGGAACGGCCACAGUCCGCGUCCAGCGUGGCCCACAUAUAUGAGCAAGUUGUUUUUAGGUAAAACUGUUCUUUCGGGACGUAAGUAGGAAAUGUAUACACGACUGCUUAACAAACAUGCCAGUAUUGUUUAUUUUUACAGUACGUCAUGUGGUCUGUCUCUAAGAUGUAGGUGUAUGGCAUGUAUCGUGAAGCGAGUGCAAAGUAUUGUUUUGUUAAGUUGUUUGAAACCUUAAACUUACUGACAAAAAUAGCUCCCUGCUAGAACGUCUACUACAAUUGUCUCACAAGAUUUUGUAGAAGAACGUCGACUAAAGGACAAAAAAAUGUAAAACUACUGUUAAAUAUGUAACAAUAAUAACACGUUAAUUUUCUAAUGUUCUAAAUAAAUAUUCCAAACUAAAAUGUUC